UUUUUCACCACCGCCAUACUCACCGGAAAAUUGAGCCUCCCUCCCUCCCUCUUUAACGCAGCAGGGGCCUGUUGCUUAUAUUUAUUGGAUUCGCGACCUUCGAUAUAAUUAUAUAAUUUUUUAAAAAUUUCUUUUCUGUUCUGCCGUUUCAGCGAUUGAGUUCCAGGCCUCCGGGCAACUUGCAAGGCUUUUUCGUGCCUCACUCCCAACAGCCCACUACCCACGCAGGUCGCAGCCACUCCCAACAGCCAGCAGCUCCAUAUUCUCUCUUCAUCUCAGUCCAUUGCUCCACUAUCGUCCAUCUCUCCGGCACACCGUCUCCAGCAACCGGCAAGUCUGCAACAACUUGCAAGUGCUCAGGGACAUUUUUGAAUUCAUUUGAACUUUGCCCCCACUCAGAAAUUUUUUUGGAUCCACCCCUGAGAUGGGUGACUUUGAUUCUCGAAGGCUCCGAAACAUAUGCAUUCUUGCACAUGUCGAUCAUGGCAAGACCACAUUGGCAGAUCACUUGAUUGCUUCCUAUGGAGGUGGAGUACUUCAUCCGAAGCAAGCAGGCAGGCUUAGGUUUAUGGAUUUUUUGGAUGAGGAGCAGAGGCGGGCUAUAACGAUGAAGAGUUCUUCUAUUGCUCUUCAAUAUCAGGAUAACUAUAUCAACCUUAUAGACUCUCCAGGACACAUGGACUUCUGCAGUGAGGUCUCUACUGCUGCACGGCUGAGUGAUGGAGCUUUAGUAUUGGUGGAUGCUGUGGAGGGUGUUCAUAUUCAGACCCAUGCUGUUUUGCGCCAAGCAUGGAUUGAGAAACUUACUCCUUGUUUGGUCUUGAAUAAGAUUGAUAGGUUGAUUUCUGAAUUGAGAUUGAGCCCUAUGGAGGCAUAUAUCCGGUUGCAAAGGAUUGUACAUGAGGUGAAUGGGAUUGUCAGUGCAUACAAGUCUGAAAAGUAUUUGUCAGAUGUUGAUUCACUCCUAUCAGCCCAAACGGGAGAUGUGAAUGAUGAAAAUUUUGAAUUUAUAGAGGAUGAUGAAGAGGAUACUUUUCAGCCCCAGAAGGGUAAUGUAGUGUUUGUAUGUGCACUUGAUGGGUGGGGCUUUAGUAUUAGUGAUUUUGCUGAAUUUUAUGCUUCAAAACUUGGUGCAAGUUCAUCUGCAUUGCAGAAGGCAUUUUGGGGUCCUAGAUAUUUCAACUCCAAGACCAAGAUGAUUGUAGGUAAGAAGGGAGUUAGUGGAACCAAGGCUCGGCCAAUGUUUGUGCAAUUUGUGCUUGAGCCACUAUGGCAGGUUUAUCAAGCUGCAUUGGAAGCAGAUGGCGAUAAGGGGAUGCUUGAGAAAGUUAUCAAGUCAUUCAAUUUGUCCAUACCUCCUCGUGAACUUCAACAUAAGGAUCCAAAAGCAGUGCUUCAGUCAGUCAUGAGCCGCUGGCUGCCCUUAUCUGAUACAGUUUUGUCAAUGGUUGUUAAAUACAUGCCUGAUCCCAUCUCUGCUCAGUCUUUUCGAAUAUCACGCUUGCUUCCGAAGAGAGAAGACAGUGGAGGUAACUCUGAUGUUCUUGGUGACGCGGAAGUUGUAAGGAAAUCGGUGGAGGCCUGUGAUUCCAGCCCUGAUGCACCUUGCAUUGCAUUUGUGUCCAAAAUGUUUGCUGUUUCAUCAAAAAUGCUUCCUCGCGGAGAGAUUGUCGAUGAUAAUGGAAAUGGUGAUUCAGAAGAAUGUUUCCUAGCAUUUGCUAGGAUCUUUAGUGGGGUUAUUCAUUCUGGGCAGAAGAUUUUUGUUCUUUCUGCUCUUUAUGAUCCAUUAAAGCUUGAAUCAAUGCAGAAACACGUGCAGGAGGCUGAGUUGCAUGGUUUAUAUUUAAUGAUGGGUCAAGGAUUGAAACCUGUGGCUUCAGCCAAGGCAGGGAAUGUUGUUGCUAUUAGAGGCCUUGGCCAAUAUAUAUUGAAAAGUGCAACUCUUUCCUCAACAUUAAAAUGCUGGCCAUUCUCAAGUAUGGUUUUCCAGGUUUCACCCACUCUUAAGGUUGCAAUUGAACCUUCUGAUCCCGCUGAAAUGGGCGCACUUAUGAAGGGAUUGAAGCUUCUAAACCGUGCAGAUCCAUUUGUUGAGGUUACCGUUUCUGCCAGGGGAGAACAUGUGCUUUCUGCAGCAGGGGAGGUCCAUCUUCAGAGAUGCAUUAAAGAUUUGAAGGAGAGAUUUGCAAAGGUGAGUUUGGAAGUCUCUCCCCCUCUUGUCUCAUAUAGGGAGACGAUUGAAGGUGACACGUCAAAUCUUUUUGAAAAUUUCAAGCUAUUGAGUCAAAGCUCCUCCGACUUUGUUGAAAAAACAACACCAAAUGGAAGAUGUGUUGUUCGAGUGCAAGUCAUAAAGCUUCCAACUGCAUUAACUAAGUUGCUUGAUGAAAGUUCUAGUUUGCUUGGAGGUAUAAUUGGCGGUAAAUCGUUGCAGGCUUGUAAAAGCCUGGAAACCAUUAGAGGUAGCAUUGUGGAAGAUGAGAAUCCAAUUGAAGCACUGAAGGAACGCAUGAAAGAUGCUGUGGAGAGUGAUUAUUUAUCUGGGUUUGCAGGGGCAGAUACUGAUAGGAUAGAAAAAUUUCAACAAAUGUGGCAGAAGUUCACGAAGAGAAUUUGGGCUUUAGGACCUUGGCAAGUUGGUCCUAACAUUCUCCUCACACCUGAAAAAAGGGAGAAUGAUAAUGAUUCUUCAGUUCUUAUCAGAGGCUUCCCUUAUGUAUCCGAAAAGUUGGGUUUUCUCGAUAUGUCAACCAAUAGAAAUGCAUCACCUGAAUCAUCAGAUGCAGAUCAAGCUUUGCUAAGAGAAGCAGAUAAUCUUGAGAGCAGUGUAUUGUCCGGGUUUCAGUUAGCCACUGCAUCUGGCCCUUUGUGUGAUGAACCUAUGUGGGGUUUGGCGUUUGUUAUCGAGGCAUCAAUUCAUCCCUCGAACGGGCAGCCUAGUGACGCUGACUCAUCAGUUUACCAAGCGGAGCAGUAUGGCAUUUUCUCUGGACAAGUUAUGACGGCUGUCAAGGAUGCCUGCAGAGCAGCUGUGCUUCAGAAGAAACCUCGAAUUGUGGAAGCCAUGUAUUUUUGCGAGUUGAACACCUCAACGGAGUAUCUGGGCCCCAUGUAUGCCGUGCUUGCCAGAAGGCGAGCCCGAAUUAUGAAGGAAGAAAUGCAAGAAGGUUCUGCAUUGUUCACGGUGCACGCAUACGUGCCAGUAGCAGAGAGCUAUGGUUUUGCCGAUGAGUUGAGGAGAUGGACCUCUGGCGGUGCAAGCGCUUUACUCGUUCUCAGCCAUUGGGAAGCGCAUCCCGAAGAUCCUUUCUUCGUACCCAAGACCGAAGAAGAGCUAGAAGAGUUUGGAGAGGGUGCCGCUGUCCCACGCAACACCGCAAGAAAACUUAUCGAUGAUGUGAGACGGAGGAAGGGUCUUCCUGUGGAGGAAAAGGUAGUCCAACAUGCAACCAAACAAAGGACCUUGGCUCGGAAGGUGUAGAAGAAUAUAUACAACAAAAACAUGGUUUUGUAAUUGUUAGUUUCUUGUUCUUUAUUCUCUAGGGAAAGUGGAAAAAAACAAAAAUUGAAAGAAAAGAGAAACCAGAUAUAUCAAUGUUACACUUUUGUAUGUAACUCUUACUAUUAUGUAUCACAAAUCUUAUUUCUGCAACGGAUAUAGUCCUGAGAUUAUGAAGUUUAAUCCAAGUGUUUCUUGA
Molecule: messenger RNA, 3698 nt
Organism: Ipomoea nil (Japanese morning glory)
Lineage: Eukaryota; Viridiplantae; Streptophyta; Magnoliopsida; Solanales; Convolvulaceae
Product: elongation factor-like GTPase 1
Exons: 2
Coding region: 425-3481 (1018 amino acids)
Biological process (GO): cytosolic ribosome assembly
Cellular component (GO): ribonucleoprotein complex; cytosol
Molecular function (GO): GTP binding; ribosome binding; GTPase activity
Source: RefSeq, a predicted model, not a curated record